AUGUCUCUUGAAUUUGGGUUGGCCAUUGAGAAUCAUCAUGUCGCUUUCUCUGGCUUCUUCAUUCUCAUUUGCACUUGCAUCAUCCCUUUCUUAUACUUGAAAACUUCCAGCCCCCCGAAACUUGAAGCCCCCAAUACUGUCUUCGCGCAGGGGCUCAAACCGUUCAAAGCAUCACGUACAGCUUUCAAAGUAGAUGCUGAAUGGACAUCAACAAGAGAGCUGGAAUUCUACAAAGAACUAUAUUUCAAGCUCCAAAACCUGGAGGAGCACUCCGACACAAUACCGAUCGCACGACAGGCUUUCCUGGUUUUGCUUUCACAAGCAUUGGAGGAUUACUCCAAAGCACCGGAGACCAACAUCCUAUCUAUUAAAGACUUUGACAAAGAAGAGCUUGCCCGCUUUCUCCAGAGACAUCAAGAUGAUGUCACUACCCGAUACCAUCAAUAUAUCAGUCGCCGACAAUCGGGGGGCCCGCGUGAGCUUUUUCAAGAUCGCCAAGAGGCCGGGGAUUGGCUGAGGGAGAUUGCACCGCUAAAGUUGGUCGACGGCGCCUGGCUGGGGCAUUUGAACAAGAUCACAAUGCCUUUUUCGCUGAGACAAAUAGUAAAGCAGACAUGGCAGGUGUUUACAGAGGAGCUGGGAAAUGGAAAUCGUGACCAACAUCACGUCAAGGUCUUCGAGGACCUUCUGGAGGAAUUCGAACCAGAGUUGCCCUCGCCAACAACAAAGGCUAUCCUGCAUCCCCGAUAUAAGCUAGGCAGUCUCAAAUACUGGAGAGCGGCGGUGGCACAGCUACUAGUCGCUCUUUUUCCGCAAGAGUUCUUGCCUGAGAUUCUUGGGUUUAAUAUGCAUUUUGAAGCCCUGCAAUUGGAUACUAUGCAAGCGGCGAAGGAAUUGCCGGAAGUCCGUCUCAAUGCAUAUUAUUUCCUGCUUCACGUUUCGAUUGAUAAUAGCCACUCUGGACACGCUGCUAUGGCUAUGGAAAGCGCCGCAGAUUACAUCCAGCAUGUUGCAGAGAGCGAGGGACAAGUAGCCGCCGAGGUGGCGUGGAAGAGAAUACAGGCAGGCUACAUUUUCAGCGAGUGGCAAGCUCAAAAAGGCAACCAAACAACCAAUAUUCUGGCAUUGCUCAACGAGGACUCUUGUGAUCGUUUGGAAUCAAAAGUUCUUGCAAUAUUCGGCUCGAAGGUUCAAGCCGCCCAUAGGCUGCAUUGUGGUAGCCGGGUGAAGAUGGGGAAGCGCUCGCUGAAUGAGUGGCUAGAUCCCGAAGCGUUCUCAUCUGAGGAAUGGCAGUUGGAUUUUCUUCAAUGCUUGAGCAUAUGUAAGCCAUGGGUAUAUGCAGGUAACAGCCAAAAGAGCAAACUGAUACAAGAACUUCAAUGGGGAGGGAAGAUGUACGGCUCAUUCACGAAGAGCGAGCUUGAGACACUUGAGCUUUGGAUUAAUACUCUCGGUUAUGACCGAAACCCCUUUUACUACUCUUUCAUCGCACCCACAACCGACUCACUGCGUCCAACAUUCAAAUCAUUCACCGACAAGAGUGGCGAUCCUACACUCGCUGCGAGUGAAAAUAUCGAAACACCAAGUCUGCUUCUUGAAAGCCAAUUGGUAAAAGAUGCAAACCUCAACUUGCCCUUACUAUUCCCACUCUGGUUCACGCAAUGCUGUCUCUUGGAAUCAUUUUUGUAUGCACCGGGGAGGACGAGCGACAAGAUUGGCUGCGCUGUGGUACGCUUCUUGCGCGCCCAAUCCGGAUUCGAGGCGGAGGACAUGAUUGUGACAGGAACAGAUGAGCCCCGCAUGGCAGAGAACGGAGGACUUGUGGAGUUCGGUCUGGAAAUGAUUCGUCGAGCGUCUCUUCCCACCCCUCAGGGACUCAAUGAUCUCCUCUCACGAUGGCCGUCUGAGUUUGCCACAACAAUGCUCAAAUUGGCUUCAAGCCCCAUUCAAAACUUUGGUUUCCUUUUGGGAAUGUCCAUGGCGUUUCUCGAAUUGCAGGAGACGGUUUCGGAAUUUCCAAAUUCUGGCUUGCUUUGUCCAAAGAGCAGGGAGCGCCUUUCUUCGCUGGUUCGAAGGCAAUACCAAUGCUUGCAGGUCUGUCUGCAAGAGAUUCCCACGGGGGAUGCACGUCAUUUGGACUUUAAUCGUGGAUAUGGCAUGGCGAAAGCGGAGAUCCAUAGAUGCUCCGGGUCGACAGUGUGA
Penicillium pulvis is the source of this 2202-nucleotide messenger RNA. RefSeq names its product iron-containing redox enzyme family protein. The transcript has a single exon. The record is from RefSeq and is a predicted model, not a curated record. The coding region runs from base 1 to 2202 and encodes 733 amino acids. NCBI's taxonomy places the organism in Eukaryota, Fungi, Ascomycota, Eurotiomycetes, Eurotiales, Aspergillaceae.